UUGGUACUUGCAACGUGCGUGUCUACAAGAUUCACAAAAGUUAUCUCUGACGUAAAAUCACAAACGAAGGACGUCGCAACAUAUACCGGAACUGGAAGAGAAUAAUCUCGCGGGAAGAAAACCCGCGAAAGAUAUAGUCGUCGCUUUUGCAUGACAUUUUGCAAACACGAUAAGAAGCUCGAAGAUGCCGCGACACAAGCAACAGAGACCGAGACACAUUAUAGAGCCCGACGACGAAAAUGGAGAAGCUUUAAAAGAAGCUGAUAUGUCCUCGGAUGAAAAUUAUGAUGAAGCAAAUAAUUGUUCAAGAGAUACACCCAAUACACCAAGUUCUCAGGAGGACAUUCUGUCAAAUCAGGAGGUAUGUUUCCAGGGCUCCUGUGACGACCGUCUACCGCCACCACCUCCACUGAGACCGGAUAAUGAAAUACAGGCGAAAACAGAUAUGCUCUGCGGCAAAAGUGAUGCCUUCAACGCGGCAGAUACUGACUCGAGUCCUCGGUCAUCAUUAGGCAAUGACGCAAUUGAUAAUCCCACACACGAAUUCAGUCGAACAGAUCAAAAUUUUGAAAACGAAGAAAAUACAUUAUUUAAACCUUUUACGAAUUUCCAUAAUAUGAAGAAACACUCCCACGAUGGCGUGGAGGUCCCUGAACCAAGAUCCAGUCCAGACUACUUGAACUAUCUUAGAAAUUUCAUAUCGAAAACUAUGCAAAAUAAUAAUGGUAGUGGAGAUGUCAAUGGAAAUGUGUUCAGUCAUUUACAUUCUAAAAAUGACGGAAGAAAAGAGAAACAGGACGGAGAGGUUUUCACAGAUAAACAUAUGCGCACUAUGUGGCAAAAUAUGAUGAUAAAUCCAUUUCAACUUAUGGCCAAACUUAUUAUUGAUUCUCGAAAUAAAGCACAAAAAGAGAACGAAAAAGUCGAAAAAAUGGAGAACGAAACUGAUGUCUCGAAAGGAGAUUCUUUUCCGACGAAAAUGCCUCCGACUCUGGCUGCGAUUAGAAAUCAUAUUUUGAACAAAAAAGUCGUGUCUUCCGACACCGGUAAUGUGGAUAACGAUACAAAAUCCGAUGCCUCACGUAAUACCUACUCCGUGUCGGGACGAAAUCCAGCACCAAUCGAGGAACCACGGGGGGAUUGUAAAACUAACUUACAAGCCAGUCAGAUUCACUCUGAAGUACACAAGGACUUGCCGGACUCGACAAAUGUCGAUGCUGGUUUUCAAGCUUUUGUAAAGUCGAAUGAAGCAUUUAUGGCAAACAGUAAAUCAUCAAACAAUUACAUGGGUUCAAGAACACCACCUGAAAGUAAUAUGGAAAUUUGGAAAAAAAUUAGAGAUCACCAUUUUUCAUUAGGAUAUUCGCAAAUCCCGACUUUGCCAUGGUCUACCCUGAAUUGUGAAAUGCAAAAACAGCCAAUACCACCUACAACCCAAGGUUCUGGAGAUUUACAUGAAGUUAGUUCAUACCCGCAUAUGCCAGUCUCUUUCCCUAGUUAUGAAAGGCGAGAUAGUGACCACAACAAAGAACAUGAUGUUGCUUCUUCACCAAAAGCAUUGAACUUAGCAAUGAGACCGAGAGAUUUACCAAAGGAGCAAAGUGACAAAUAUCCAAAUUCUAAGGAACGUUCCGUUUCAUCUACGUCCUUGAUGGAAAAAUGGCCGACAAGUAUUCCUGGUCCAUCGGAAAACAUCUCUAGUCAAGGUAUAAACCAGAUUGUUCGUCGUCACGAAAUAUCGCAUAUUGUUCCACCUUCUCACCAUUCAUUCCCGAUUCCACUUGGUACUCUUCACGAAUAUCAAAAUAUUUCACAGCCCUCUUUUUACAGUCCAUGGGCGAUGAUAUAUCCCCCAAUUUAUCCGUCUCUGGAUCCAUUAGCGUCAAAUCCUCUUCUUCAAACAGUUCAUCCUAACUUGUCAAUGCCGUUCGGAAAUCAAUCAAUGCCAAGUCGUAGAAAUAGAACAUCACCCUUGUCGCCUUCUCGACCAUCGUCUGAUCCAAGUUUUAUGUCUGGAAAUAGAAAAUCUUCUUCGUCUCGUGCAAAGGUGAAUUCUAAUAAUCCUAUCGACAGUCUCCAUGCUGCAAUUGUGCGCGAAGCUAAAGAAAUGAACAAAGGAAUGGAUCCUGAAAACAUGUACAUUGAAUGCCCUAUAUGUCAUAAGAAAAUCAAACGACUUUAUCAUUUUCAGAGGCAUAUGCGUAUCCACAGCGGUGAUAAAAGUCACACUUGUCCGUUUUGUCCUUACAAAUCAGUGAGAAAGGAUAACCUUAAAAGUCACAUGAAAACGCACGAGAAAGGUAAAUAUGAUGCUACCAAACGAGUUCAAAGUCGACGAGACCUUGCAUCUGGACCUAAGUUUCCAUCGAGGCCGGAGUAUCGUCCCACAAGCAAUCCAAAUUUUUCAUCUCACACUAGUUUGCGAUCUCCGUCUAAUUCUGUUUCAUCCACCUCGAGCGGGAGUUCUUCUCAGUUCUUUUCUUUCCAGAGGCGUCAUACAAGUACUAGACCGACCACCCCUCCAAUUUCAGGCGAUAUUCCUAGGUAUACUUUGAAUACACCAAAGUCUGAUUUGGGAUUGAUGUCUCCAAAAUUCAGUGACAAUUUUGGUCAUCCUGCGGUAGGGCUUCCGUACAACGGUUAUCCGACUAUUCCUCCAUUUCUACGUUUCCGACCGCAAGGAGAAAUGACUGGCACUACGCAACCGUCUCCGGGAUGCAUUACAGAAAUAGAAGAUCAUAGAAAAUCCCUGUCACCACCUACUAAAGUCACAUCAAAAGCAAGCAACAAUAAACUACUAACACCAGGAGAACAAGUAAGAGACAAGGUGAUCGAACCGGUGAAAAAAGACCACGAACCUUUUAUCUCACCGCGAAAGCGCAUUUCCGAAUCUAACACUGAGGACGAACCUAAGCGUUACAAGAUGGGUUCAUCCAGUCUAUCAUUCCUGGAAAAAGACUUGCUUUUGGCAAACAUUAAUAAUAGCAAUAACUUCGACACAAAUUCAUCUCAAUUGUCUACACCAAUAAAUCUGAAAAAUCACCUUGAAAAAUCUAAUAAUUCUCCAAAGGAUGGAAACUCUUCGUUAAAAGAAGAUUUGUCUGGCGAUGAAGUGAGAACUCAAAUUAAUCAAGAGACAGAUAACAGAGCCCAUAUUACAAGCACCAAAAAGGAGAUUAUUAAUUGUGAAAACGACAAAUGGAUGAUGAAUGGAAUGGCAUAUCCACACAACAUUUGUGAAACCGAAAAACUUCAGAAAAUUGUUAAUCCGAGAAUAUCUGUUGAUGAACAAAACGGGGAUUUUGAGCAACGACGUCAGUUUUUACACUUGGCGAGUAUGUUCGGAUUUCCACAUCUGAAUACUACAUUCAAAACAUCAGAUUUGCUAGAAAAACAGCAUGCAGAUGAUAUUCAAAUAGAUCAUGCAACGGAACGAAAUAUUUCCAGAAAAAUCUCUCAAAAUGGUUUGAAAGAAGACAGAUCUAUAAUCAAUGCAGAAUCGUCUUCCACUCGUGAUUUUGACGGUAAAAAAGAAAAAGUUUCAACCAACAAGAGAGAUGAAAGGUCUGGUGGUACAAGGUACACUUUCAUAUCUUCCAAUGACGCACACGCAACAUACACUAGCAAAUCAGAUUUAGAUCAAAAGAAUCCAAGAUCGGAUAGAGAAAUGAGGAAUGUGACCUCCGAAGACGGUGAGGAUGUCAAAAUCUGCGACGAGAAUGAGGAAAAACCAACGUCCCUCUCAAUGCCAUCAUCUUAUAAUGAUGUUUUGUCGACCAUACGAUCUGGAAACGGAAUUUCAUCCCCGAAAGACAACAACUCACAAUAUCGUUGUAAUGGUAGUCAACAGCAACAACAAUCAAGCUGGUUGGCUUCCACGAGAGAAUUGAAAUGUCGUCUUUGUGAUUUUAUAGCAAACAAUAAUGCUUCAUUACAGGAACAUAUGUCGAUUCAUAAGGAAGAUGGGAUGUAUAGGUGCCAACACUGUGAUUAUCACGGUAAGAAUCUCAGUAAACUGAUCGAACACAUUCGUAUUCAUACUGGAGAACGUCCGUUUCAAUGUGAUCAGUGUAGUUAUGCUGCAAAGCGUAAGGACAACCUGGCCCAACAUAAAAGCGUUCGACACGAUAAAAAUCGUUUCAAAGGAGCGGCUAGAGUUUUGAAACCUACUGGGUCACAACAAGACGAAGAACAUUUUUCGAAAUGCAGUCAAGUACCUGUACAACAUCGCAAUCCUGAAUACAGAUCCAUUUUGAUUCCGUCUACAGAUACUCUAAACUUGGAAUCAAGGCCGUUGAGCGCUCUUACUAACGCAUUUUCGGAAAGAAGAUCGGUAGCAACGUGCGGUGAUUUGCUGUCUAAAUUUGGACAAGCAAUAUCGCCGGCGGCUAGCAAGUACAGUACACGAAACGCUGACAAAAACGCUGGAGACUUGUCAUCAAAUGUAACUUUGACGAAAAACUUUUUUAAUUUGUAUAACUACCCCACCCAGCCUGUGCUUAAUUACGGAGGAAUGACUUCAUCUUUCAUGUACGGACACCCCCUUAUAGCUCCGUCUGUAUUUUCAACGAUUCCAGCCUCGUUAUCCAUCGGCGACAAACCGAUGAACGCCCACACAAUGACUUUCUCUUCUCGUUUCCCUGAAACCGCUUCCACGAAUCCCAUGGCUAUAAAAAGCAAUUCUCAUCUCCAGUCGGGCGGAAGCAAAUUCACAAAAACUCUUCAAGAAUGUGCUCGAUGAUUUUUGCAAUUAAAUUUGAAGUGAAUACUGAAAAAGCACUGUAUAUUUUGUAAUUUUUUCACCCCGAAACCCGUCUUUCAUUUCUGUCAAACAACGAUCCACGAUGACAACGUUCUUAGGUAGCAGAGCUCCGCCAUUAUCGUCUCGUAAACCAUAAUAUCCAAACCACGACAACGAAACCCGGAAGGACCAUGAUUCACAUACACAUCACGACAAGUACGAAGGAUUCUGCAAUAUAUGAGUGCCAUGGUCGUUUGUGUGGAAGAAUUUGAAUAAUAGAAUGCCCGCAAAUGUGAAAUGUUUCAACAAAGUAAUAAAAGCAAACAAAGUAUGCAACAUGAAACUAAAAAAUUGGAAAUUUGCACUGUUCAUAAAAGGAGGAUCAUCGUUUGUUUUACCAUUGUCUCGUCAAAUAUUUUAGGACCAACUAUACUCACUAAUUUUCCCCAGGAUAAUGAAAUUCGUAAAGUAUUUCACGCUUGCAAUCCCCAACCCCAAGUGCACGCUAAUUUUAUGUGAUCUGUUUUUCAACCGCCUGUAUUACAAGAAAAUAUCCACUUAAUUAAUGAAUAUUUAUAAACUUUAUCUCGUUUGACGUGAGUGUUAAUUAAAUCGCUUUAAACUGUGAUUUGCUUCUUAAAAAAGAUAAUCUGAAGAAGGCGUCACCUCUUGCUACCAGAAUUCGCACCAAAAUUAGUCUGAAUUGGACAGUGUGCGCUCUGUUAAGAUUGCUGUACUGGCUGAGAAUUAUUUUCAAGCUUAAAUUUUCGAAAUCAUAUUUUGCCUUCCUUCGCGAUCUACUAGCGACAAACACCAUAAUGGUCUCCUUAUACUGAAUUUACAUUCAUUUCUGUUAGGAUUUUAUAUUUCAUUGGUUAUGAUAAAUAUGAUGAGGUACCGUUACGUUAUAUAUAUAUAUAUAAUUAUGUUUAUUUAUAAUGCAAUAAUUCGCGGUGUGAUUUGCUGCUUAUGUUUUAAAAUAUUUCAUAUUUGUUUCUUUUUUAUUGUUUCAUGGUAUAUGCGUACUAUAAUAUCAUUGGUUGUAAUACCAAGCGUAUUUUUUUCUUGUUGGUUUUUGUGUUCCAACGUUUGAAGGAUUCUAAUGCUCCCACACUUUUAUGAAAUUCCAUUCCUUUUGGUAUAUCAAUUGAUUUAUUUUGUUGUCAACUGUGUGUGUAUUUUGUUGCGACCAAUCAUCGGUUAUAUUAUUCUCUCAUUCCCAUUUUUUGUUGUUGAUAGUCCUGUGUUGAGUUGAGCAGGACGUCGUUGCAAUCUCCAUUUCAACACAUUCCAUUUAGAGGCGAUUUUUUUUAUAUGCGUCUAAUAUUUAUUGUCAUAACUAUACUCUCCCUUUAUAUUUGCGUUUUCUAUUAUCCAGCCAGGCAAAAAGUUCGAUGUUGUAUUGCUUUAAUGUAUGUCUUAAAUGUAAAUAGCUAGCAACGGAUUCGCAUGUUUAUAUGUGCUUGAUUUAAGUGUCCGAUAUUUUAUAAUGUAGCAUUGUUUAUCUUGUUUUCAAUGAAAUAUGUAAAAUACUGCACGUCAGAAGUUAUACAUGUUUUAUUAGAGUCGCAUACCAGCGAAGUGUUACGAGGCAUCUUCUGCCUUUAUAAAAUGUAAAUUGAUUCCAUUUAAUCCAUAUUAAUGCUUCUUUUUUUGUUAUAAAGAAAUACAUUCCAAUGUCAUUCGCAUAGUUCACAUAAAUAGCUCAUCUUAGGCGAGCUAUACAAUUUCCUAAAUGUUCUGAUUGGUAUAAGGUGAAUUAAUCAUUAUUAGAUGUACUGACAUGAUGCAGAGAAAAUUAUGAGGAAAAAACAUAGUAAAUUAUCAACACAACCAAUCAAUAUUAUCUCAUAUCUGUGUGACGUUUCUAAUUCAAAGAGUUUAUCUAUUUUGAAUGAUAUAAUAACGUUGUCUGUUGUGUCAGGCGACUUUCUCGUAAUAUUAUACGAUUAUCUCCUGCGCGACAUUGCUAUUUUGAUAAUAAAUAUGUCAGUGAUAUUGUUAUAUUUGAGUAAAAAUUUGCUUAUUAUUUUUUAUUUAUUAGUAAUAUGCACUUUUCAAUAAAAUAAAAAAUUAAAAUAUAUCCAGAGCAACAUUACUAAUUCUAACUAAUCGCAAUUUUCCUUAUCCGCCGAGGGGAAGUCGAGAGCAAUUUUUUAUUUGUUUCUCCAAUGCCUAAAUGACGGACCAUUUAAAGAAAAUGUUAUUGAGUGGCAGUCAUUCAUCAAAAGUCAGAACAUUUCUUUCCUCUAAAUCAGUUUAUUCAUCUAUUCGGAUGAAGAUCAAAGUGAACUUUUCAAAACACGUGUGUUAUUGCCUAUAUCACAUACAUAUAUAUCUUUUUGAAUAUAGACUGAGAACUGUUUUACAUUCAAUUUCAUUGUAAAAUGCACAAAUAAAGAUGUGAAAUUAUAU
Messenger RNA from Styela clava, 7156 nucleotides. RefSeq lists its product as uncharacterized. Gene Ontology annotation, molecular function: RNA polymerase II cis-regulatory region sequence-specific DNA binding; DNA-binding transcription activator activity, RNA polymerase II-specific. Gene Ontology annotation, cellular component: nucleus. Gene Ontology annotation, biological process: regulation of transcription by RNA polymerase II. The record is from RefSeq and is a predicted model, not a curated record. Lineage: Eukaryota; Metazoa; Chordata; Ascidiacea; Stolidobranchia; Styelidae.